Molecule: messenger RNA, 9711 nt
Organism: Drosophila novamexicana
Lineage: Eukaryota; Metazoa; Arthropoda; Insecta; Diptera; Drosophilidae
Gene: kmr
Exons: 13
Coding region: 3-9317 (3104 amino acids)
Source: RefSeq, a predicted model, not a curated record
ACAUGUUUGGCUGCAUUUAUCAGCUAUGGGACUGGCUGGAGGCGCCACCGCUCUUCACGGCCGGCACCAUGGACGCCAAGAAGCUGCAACAGUUGCAGGCGGCAACGGCGGCCCAGCAGCAGAAGAAACUGCCGCUGGCCUAUCAAACAAAUCUGAUUGAUUAUCGCACGGCAACACAUUCGCCUGCCGGCUAUCAUCUGGCGCCGCAGGCGCUCUAUCAGCAAUCCCCGACGGCCACCUCGUCCAGCGGCGGCGGCGGCCCGCUCUCGCCCAUCGAGAUGCAGCCGCAGUCGAAGCACGGCCUGCUCAAGCAUACGCACGGUGGCAACUCGAGCAGCUCGCACAGCUCACCCUAUCAUCAGUCGUACUCGAGCGGCGGAGGAGGAGGCGGUGGGGAGCAGCUGUAUCAGUCGCCCACGGAGCGCACAUAUCUGGCAGCUGCUGGACGACUGCAGGCAAGCAAUGCGACCGCGGGUCAACAUCCCAUUUCGGCGCUGCAGGCGCAAUACCAACAGCUGCAGCAGGCCAAGAUGCAGGCACAGCUGGCCACGCAGAGCGAGGCGGCGCAGCAGCAGCAGCGCACAUUCGCCAUGCGCCAGGCCAUGAAUCCGCCCACGGGCCACUACCACAUGAGCCAAUCCUCCAGCAUGGUCUCCAACCUGACCCUCCAACAGCAGCAGCAGCAGCAGCGGGCGCCACCUUCCACGCUGAAUCUGGCCAAUCAAUAUCAGGCUGCCUCGGGCCCUUUGAAGCUGCAGCAGCAGCAGCAGCAGCUGCCCAAGCACUACCAGGAGCAGCUCUAUGCCCAGCAGCAGCAACAGUUGCAGCUGCAGCUGCAACAGAAACAACAGCUGCAGCAACAAUUGCAUCAGCAGCAGCAACAGCAACGUCACAAGCCGGAGCAGCAGACGCCUGGCAGCGAGCACGGGCCCGUCUAUAUACAACAGAAUCAUCCUGGGCAUGUGGUGAAUCAGGCCUGUCAGACACAAAUCUCGAGCGUGACCAGGCCGAAGCCGACGCCCAGCUCAGAGGAGUCCUCAUCGGCGUCGACGCGCAGUCCCACGCAUGCGCCGCUCGAUCGCAAGAAGAGCAUCGGCUCGAUGCAGGCCCUCAAGUCGCCCAUUACGAAGCGUCCACCCACGACGCCCGUCACGCUCUCCGGCUGGCUGCACAAGCAGGGCUCCGAUGGUCUGAAGGUGUGGCGCAAGCGUUGGUUCGUCCUGGCCGAAUAUUGUCUCUACUAUUACAAGGGCCCGGAGGAGGAGAAGCUGCUGGGCUCGGUGCUGUUGCCGUCGUAUCGCGUCGCCGCCUGCCUGCCGGAGGACAAGAUCUAUCGCAAGUUCGCCUUCAAGUGCGAGCAUCAGAAUAUGCGCACCUAUUGGCUGGCCGCUGACAGCGCCGACGCCAUGAUGCAGUGGGUCCGCGCUUUGGCAGCGGCCAGUCUGAUGCAGGCGCCCAGCAGCGGCGAAUCGGAGCCGAGCGUCAACUCCUCGCUGAAUCACAGCGGCGAGAACUCCGACUCGGGCAUACACACGCUCCAAUCGCAGCCGGGCAAGGGGCAGGUCACCCCCGCCUCCGAUAAUCCAGGAGCGGGCGGAGGUGCUCAGCCUUUGUAUGCCAAUGCGCCGCCCAAGCCGCGACGCAUCAACGACGGCGGCUACUCCUCGCCCUCGCCCGAGCAUAACGAGCAGCAGCCAUUGCCACCUAGUCGCCGCAUCCACUCGCCCGGCACACAGCAGCAGCAGCAGCUCUAUCAGCAAAGAUCUCAGCAGCCGCAGCCGCAGGCGCAGCAGCAUCAUGCCAUCUAUGAUACGCGCACGGGCCAUGUGUCGACGGCGCUGCAGCUGCAGCAGGCGCAGCAGCAGUACUCGCUGGAUCAUCUGGAGGCUCAGUUCCAGCAGCAGCAUCUGGACAUGGAGGAGCAGAUCGCCCGCCUGCAGCAGCAGCGCGCGGUCGAGGAGAUCUACGGCGAGCGGGAUCUCUACAUGGCCAAGCUCAUGCAGCGUCCCUAUCCGACCCAGCAGCAGCAUCAGCAGCAGCAGCUCCAGCUGCAGGCGGAGCGACGCACGCCGGACGCCUACGGCCGAUCCAAGCAGCAGCGCAUGUUUGCCGCUGCCGCCGCCGCCGCUGCUGCCGCGGACUACGAGGACAUCUACAAUAUGUCACAGCUGGCGGGCGCCGGCGGCGGCGCACUCAGCGCCCACGAAGCUCUGCUCCAGGAGGCGGCCAGCUAUAGGCGGCCCCUCAGUCCGCCCAGCUAUGAUGGCAGCAAGCAUGUGCCCGCCAUGCCUCAACGCUAUACGCCCAACCACUUGGAGCCCGCGGCCGCCGAUCAGCUAAUCAAUAACAUGGACUUGCGUGCACGGUCCGCGGCGGCGAUUGUGCGUCCGCAUUCUGCCGACUUUCUGGAGUACGAGGCGCGUGCCGAGGCAGCGGCCGCUGCCGCCGCCGCAGCCGUGGCGCACAGCAAACAGGAGGCGGGCGGACGUGCACCGCGACCCAAAUCCAGUUUGGACAUUAAUCGCACGCCGGACAGUUUCUACUACUCGGAGGCGAGUUAUGCGGAGAAGAUGCGCAAGAGCGCGUUGUAUCUGCAGAGCGGAGGCGCACAGCCGCAGCAGGCGGGCAGCUAUCGCAUUGCUGAAUUUGGCAGCGGCAUGCACACGAUUGGCUAUGAGAAUCCCUAUGAGCGCGCCCAUCAGCGCCAGGAGCUGCUCGCCGAGGCGCAGGCGGCGCAGGGCAGCGCCGCGUGCAGCAUGCCGCGGAUGAGUCGCUCGGCCAGCCAGGGAGCCGGCGGCGGUGCCGCGGCACGUUCCGUCUCCUCGCAUGCACAGCAACAACAGCAGGAUGUGGACUUGCCGCCACUUAAUGUGCAUCCGGGCUCCAUAUUCCCGCCCUCGAUGUCCACGCAGGAGAUCAUCAGCAAGAACGAGCAGUUCCUGCGCUCGGCCAGCGCCCGGCUGCCCAAGCGCAACGGCGGCCUGGACGACGAUUAUUCGACGGCCAACAAUUCGCUGGCCACAUCGCCGACGGCGGGCGCCGGGCCAUCGCCGCCAAAUCCGCUUGAUGGCGAACGCAAGCGCGAGGAGUCCAUGAAGCGUCUGCUCGAAUGGAAACAGCGCAUGCUGCAGUCUCCGUUGACGCGCAAAGGCGUCCAGCAGGGCGCCAACAAUAUGUCGGCCAUGUCCAAGCUGGGCAGCAAUCCGAACAUCCUGCUCGCCUCCACGGCCGUGGCCAGCGGUGCACGCUAUGCCCCGCAUGCGGGCAAAACCGGGCUAGUCGGCAAUUCUGGAGCAGCCACAAAUUCCAAUCCUGCCGCAGCCGGCGGCGGCGCCUCAGCGGGCAUUCAGCGCUCCAGAUCGGAAACGCAUGCGAAUAUGGGUCCCGGCGGUGUCUACAACAGCUACUCCUCGGAUGAUGAGGCUGGGCCGGGGCUGGAUGAUAACAUAAGUGUGACGGCAGGAAGGUCGACAGCAACAACAACAACAACAACAACAACUAGCACACAAAACACAACAACAACAACAACAACAACGACAGCUGCAACAAUGACAACAAUAACAAUAGCACAGACAACAGCAACAACAACAACAAUUAGUCUUAGCUCAAAUUUAACAACAGCAGCAGCAGGAGGAGGAGGGAAUGUGGGCAGCCCGAGCUUCCAGCUGAAGCCCAUCUUGAAGGUGCACGAGGCCAGCCGCACGCCCAUUAUUCAGGUGCAGCCCAGCGUGGGGCAGCAGCCGCCUCUGCGACCCAAGCUGAAACUGCAGCUGCAGCCGGUGCCCAUUUUGCCUAAAAAGCAGGCACCGAAAUCCCCGCAGAAUGUGAACUAUGUGCCCGUGUACAGCAACAAGCUGGCCAUAAACGAUGCCGAGGAGACGCCCAUGUUGAUGCAACUGAAGCUGUACAAGGAGCAGCAAGAGCAGCAGCAGCAGCAGCAACAGUCGGAGGAGGACCUGACGCCCACAGCGGAGGCAAAGCCAGCACCAGGUGAGGCGACAGCACCUGAACAGGAGAAGGAGGAGGAACAGGAGCAGAAGGAGGAACAGGAGCAGGAGGAGGAACAGGAGCAGGAAGAGGAGGAGGAUGAGAGCACCGCCUGCGAGGAGUACACAGACGAUGACAUAGAUGAGGCGCUAGCACAGGACGACGACGACGACAACGAGGAGGAGGCGGAUGUGAAGGAAACGCCUCUUCCUGCGCCUGUAGAAGUCAAUUUGUAUGAAAAUAAAACCGUGUCGGUGACAGAUCAGGCAAUGGACGAGAGUCAUUAUCUGCCCAUGACGCCCAAGAAGGUGGAGCUGGGCCAGCCGGGCACGCUCAGUCUGGUCGCCAUGCACGCCGAGGAGGAGGAGGCAGCUACGCAGCAGCAGAAGGAGGAGGAGGAGAAUCAUUACGUUGAGAUGACCAAGAAUCUUCACGACGACGACAACAGAAGCAACUACGAGAUCAUGUGCAUAGCCAGCCAGGUGACGAGCACGAGCCAGAGCAGCAGCAGAGUCCACACGGAACCCGUCUACAUGGAGCUGGCUGGCGCAGUCGCAGCCGCUGCAACCGCUGGCGAGGAGGCGCACUGCUCCUCGGGCCGUUCCACGCUGAAGAAGAAGAGCAAAAAGUGUACGAAAAAACGCGCGGGCAAAGACAUGCCGGACAUACUGAAGCCCACGAAGAGCAGCCUGGCGGCCAGCGACAGCUCCGAUGCGGACGACGAGAGCAGCAAACAGCAGCUGGAGGCGAAGAGAUUGCGCUCCCGCACACGUUUCAGCUUGUCAGACACGUUCCGGCCGGCGUCGUAUUAUCUGGGCGCCUCGACGCCGCUGAACAACUAUGCGGAGAGCUCAGACAGCGAGAUAUUGCCGCCGCCGCCCAUACCCGACUCGCCGCCGCCCAUGGAACAGCUAAAAACGGAGGAAAUCUUCUCCUCGGAGCACUACGAUACGGUGCGCCGGCGCGACAGAUCCUAUGAGCAGCUGCCCAAGAUGCAUGCCAGCAACAGCUCGCUGAAUUUGCCCAAAACCGAGCCGAGCACCGCGCUCAAGAGCAGCCGCCUCUCGCUGCCGGAUCACUUUGCCAAGGUGCGCGGCACACCUGAACAGUUGCAGCAGCAGCAGCGUCGGGCUACGGCUCUGGUGCUGCUCCAGCAGCAACAGCAGCACGCGCGCACCCUCUCCGACUCCAACUACAGCUGGCCAACGGAAAAAAGCUGCUCCUCACGCACCUCCUCCGACCUGGAGCUCUAUCGCAAGCUCCAGGUGCAGCCGAGCAGCGACUCGAGCGAAUCGGUGGAGUUUCGCCAGCGCUCCGAUUCGGAGCUGGAGCGUCAGCGUUCGCGUCGUCCGCUCUCGCAGGAGUCUAUUAGCGAAAUCGAGUCGAUGAGCGAACACUUCGAGGAGACGCUCAGCAGCCAUGAGCUGGACACGUAUCUCAGUCAUUUGCAGGGCAGCGAUCUGUUGCCCAGCCGUGCAGCUGGCGCCGAUCUACUGAUCAAGCCGCCAAAGAUCUUUCGCAAUGCCGAGGGCGAUGAGCAGCAUUUCUAUGGCAACAUACACUUUCUAUCCUCCACGGACUCCAUACAGCAGCUGGUCAGCAGCAGCAGCGGCGUCGUCCCCGGCGCCUGCCUCACCCCGCUGCACAGUCGCAACAAUAGCAAUAUAUCGACGCAAUCGGCGCCGUAUUAUUACUCGGAGCUGCCAGCACCGGCGGCGGCGGCGCAGCUGAACAAUCAACGGGAGAUACACGCACCUGGGCUGAAUAUAGCGCACAUACAUAAUCCCAUCGACAGGCGGCAGUUUGUGGAUGUCGUCGAUGCGCUGGUCGACAAGGAUCAGGCGAUCGAUAGCAAGAAUCUGUACAGCAUGAAGGCGAACGUGGAGAAGCUCAGCUACAGCUGCAACAAGAAUCUGAAGGCGGGCCAACAGCUCAAGCUGAACAACAACAACAUGCAGCUGGUGGAGCAAGUGUCUCCAGAUGGUCAUGGUUCAUUAAACCCAACUCAUUCACAUUUUACAAAUACUAAAAACACAAAUGUCGCUCCUAAACUGACUGGUGGUAGCCUGUAUGAGGCCGAGUCCGAGGCGGAGGCGGAUUCGGAGUCGGUUCUGGUUGUGGGCAAGAGCAGCACCACGAAUAACGCGAAUCAACUCUCAGUUCUAGGUGGCGAGCUGCUCUGGGAGGAGGAUGCACUGUGGCGCGAGAGCCUGCGUCGCGUCUCGCAGCGACACGCUCGUUCUCUGGACGAUCUGGAUCGCAUUGCGGCAGCCGCGCCCAUACCGACGCCAGCGCCCAUGACCACGCCCAGCUGUCAGGCGCACAAAACAAAGCUCAGCCGCGAAGUGACCUACGUGAACGAUAACCACAAGCCGCCGGCGCACCGUCUGCUGCAGGCAGCAACGCUCCAUCCGGCCGAUGAGCACGAUGUCUAUGUGCAGCUGCUGGCGCAGGGCUCGUCGACUGAUGCGGAUCUGUACGAGGUGCUGCGCGAGGAGACGGGCUCCAAUUUAUCGCACAAGUCCAACGAGCUGGAUCGCGAGACCAUACGCCAAUGGGACGCCAUGUCCAGCGGCCUGCUCAAGAGCAGCAAUAAUCCCGAGACCAUGCCGACCAGAACAGCGCCAACCUCCAGUGGGCCAAUGCUGCCGCUGACCAGCAAUGUGCGCUCCAUAAUCCAGCAGCUAAAUGGAGGCAGUGAAGCCAGCAACGAUGCCAAUGGGAAUGCCAUUGUUACAGCCUCGAUAUCGGUGCGCAAUGUCAACAACUUGCCCAAGGUCAAUCUGACGGUCAAGCCAGAACCCUCGGAUGCACUGCAGCAGCAGCAGCAGGACUCGGCAUUCGCCCACUAUGAUCCCUACUAUGGCAACGGAACGGAAACCAAAUAUGCCAAGGCCACACAGCUGACAGAUCGCGCUCCAUACGGACGCACAGUGGGCAUGGCCACAUCGACGCCACAACAACAACAGCAACAACAAUUGCCGUUUGCCAUGCGACGUGCCGGCAGUCGAGCUGAAAUUGAUAUGCUCGAGCGUGAGACGAGCUCACAGAUAAGGAAUCGACUACGCGGCGCCGAGGGCCUCACCCGGGCGGAGAGCAUUCAGCGCUUGGAUUAUCUGAAGCAGCAUUUGCUGGACCUGGAGCGCCAGUAUGAGAAGAGCAAGCCGCUGGUCAAUCUGGUGGACAACAUGGUGAAGCUGGGCUCGCUCUAUCGCAACGAUGCCAAUGGCCGAGCCCAGCCGGCGACCCUGGAUCGCCUCGAGUUCAAUCAGCGCAUGCAGGAGCGCCAAAUGCUGCAGGAGGAGCAGAAGCAAUGGGAACGCCUCAGUCCCAAUCAGGCCGAGUUGCAGGUGCGUGAGCUCUAUCAGCUGGAUCAGCUGCUGCAGGAGGAGUCGGGCAUCUUGCAGAGCCUGCAGCGUGACAAGGAGGAUUUGGAGCGUGCUUUGGGUGGUCUACGUGCGCGCAUACAUGACAACAAUGCCACGCCUAUGGCUUUGGAGGCGGCCAAGAAGCAACAGCACAUACUGGAACGGGAGCUGUCCCGCGUGCAUCAGCUGCUGGCCGAGAACUCAAAGAAACUGGAGCAGACCGUGGCGGGCAAUGCGCGUCUGGAGCAGGAGCUGCUCACGCUGCGGCAGAAGGUGCAGGCGACGCGUUCGAAUGGCGCAGGCAACGAUCCUAACCAGCUGAACGGCAACCAGACGGCGGCGGUGCUGCAGUCGGAGCUGGAGCGUGUCCAAUCUCUGGUCGGGGACAUGCAGCGGCAGCGGCACGAACUGAGCUCUGCGGUGCGCCAGCUGACGGAGAACUCGACGCGCCUGUACCAGGAAAUUGGCAACAAGGAGCUGAGCCCGCCGAAUGGCUCCAACGGCAGCUUGAAGAAGCGCAGCAACUCAACGAGCUGGACCGAAACCGAUCUGGAUGCCAAUAUGCAUAUGCACAAUGGCAGUCAGCAGCAUCUAAAUGAUUCGACACUGAAUCUGUCUACGCCCCUCUACGUGGACACCAACACGAACAGCUCCGGCAAGCUGGCCGACUACAGUCGCUACAAUGGUAGCAGCGAUGCCCUCGAGCUGAGCGGCGUCGAUAGCGAUGGUUUUCUGGACAGCAAUCCCUUUGCCAAUCUGAGCAAUCUCGAGAAGCAGGAGAUCAAAACGGUGCGCAUUGUUAAACGCGAAUCGGAGCGCCGACAUCGCGAUCGCAGCGAACGCGGUCUUAGCAAUUCUAUACAGAAUCUCGAUCAGGUGCUCGAGGAGGAGCACUACGCUCAGCAGUUGCAGCAGCACCAGCAGCAGCAGCAACAGCUGCUCGAGGAGCAAAUGGGCAAUGGGCAUCAUAGCCGCUCCAAGUCGCUGCCACGCAACUACAGUGAACCGCCAAAGCCCAGGCACAGCCGUCAUUUGAAUGGCAAACAGAAUGGACACCAUUUUAAUGGUGGCUCCGACUACGAUCGGAACAGCAACUAUGAGCAUCAAGCGCCGCCGCCGCCAGCUCCUCAGAGCAAUGGCCAUCAUCAUCAUCAUCAGCAGCGGGAGCAGCAGCAACGGGAGCAUCUGAAUCCUUUGGCCAAUGCCUACUUUGCCAAGCAGCUGCAGCAGCAAACGCAUCCGGGCAGGGACAGCGCGAGGGUGGCUCUGCGCACCAAGACCGACUCGCUGCAGAGCCUCAACAAGAGCCUGACGGACAUCAGUCCGGAGCCGGUCUUCCAGAGCGUCGCCGCGCGUCAGAUCAUCAACGAAAUGUCCGCCGGCUCGGCUUCGGAGGAUACCGAAAAGAUUGUCGAGCGCGUGCCGCCGCCGCACAAACAUCGACGCGCCGUGCCGCGCGAGAAGCGGAGGCAUUACACGGCGCCCAACAAUGUCAACCAGAAAGCCAUGGAGAAGGUGCAGGCCGAGAACGACAUGAAUCGCAAUAACACCAACUGGCGAGCACGCGAUGAUCUGGACAUGGAGGUGGCGCUGCGUCCGCGCAUCAAUGCGCCCGAUGUGGUGCGCUCCGCGCUGGGCCAGGGCGAGAAGAUCUCCGAGAAUACCAUUGACAAUUUGCUAUUGGCGCCCAACAAGAUAGUCAUACCCGAGCGUUACAUACCAGAGACAACGCCCGAACUGUCGCCGGAGGAGAAGAAGCGUCGCCAGGAGAAGGUUGAAUCCAUCAAAAAAAUGCUCGCCGAAGCGCCCAUAAGCAGCAAUGAGAACGAGACGCUGCCUGCCAGCAAGAUCAACGCGGAGAAGAAGCAGCGCGAGCAUUUACUGCAGCUAAAUCAAAUAUUGGCCCAGCAAGUCAUGCAAGUCAGCAAAAUUGUUGCCGGCAAUCCCACUAGUCACAACUAACUCAAUUCUAGCUUGUCGUGUUGUUUAUGUUUUUGUUUUUGUUUCUAUUUAAUUGUUCACACUUUUUUUUGUUAUUUGUUUGAGUUGUUAAAUGGGCCACGAACUGUUGUCCAGGUUCAAAUGUGUGUCUUUUGUAAACCAAGUUACAUAUGCAUAAACAACAACAACAACAACAACAACAAUAACAACAACUACAUACAUACAACAAAUACAACAAAAUAAAAAGAAAAAUACAGCACAGCAAGAACUCACGCGACGUUGAGAUUAUCGCAUGCUAAGCUCACAAAAAAACAAAAAACAAAAACAAAUCAGUUCAAGCAAUCACAAAAUACUAAACGACAACAACAACAACAACAACAAUGCAAUUGCAACAACAACAACAAGUACCAACAAC